UGUUUAGAUAACGGGAUACAAUGUCUUUCUCCCCGUUAAUAAUGAGUCAAAACGAUAACCAACGGGUUGUGGUCCGAGAAUAUAUAUUCCGAGAGGAAGAGGAGGAGGGUCUGGAAGAAGAGAAAGGAGAACUUCGAGUGUCCAUCCCUGAGGUACUGGAUUCCCAGCAUGGGAUGCAUGUUUGGCCUUGUGCUUUGGUGCUUGCGCAGUACGCGUGGUUUCACCGCCAAAUUCUUAGAGGCAAGAUGAUUUUGGAGAUCGGAGCUGGCGUUAGUCUUCCUGGUGUUCUGGCAGCAAAGUGUGGGGCUGCGAAGGUGGUUUUAUCAGAUUCAGCCGAGAUGCCCCGGUGUUUGGAGAACUGUCGCCGGAGCUGCGAACAAAAUGAUAUUGUUGGAGUCCCGGUUAUUGGACUGACAUGGGGAGAAAUAUCGCCCGAUCUGCUCGAUCUACCGCCUGUUGAUGUUAUUCUGGGAUCUGACGUCUUUUAUGAACCAAAAGAUUUUGAAGAUAUCUUGAUGACUGUGCGUUUUCUAAUGGAAAGAAAUCCACUCGCCCAAUUUUGGACAACCUAUCAAGUCAGAAGUGCCGACUGGUCUAUCGAGUCUCUGCUCUACAAAUGGAACCUAAAGUGUACCCAUGUUCCUCUCAACACGUUUAAUGCCGAUAAACAAGGUCUUGCUGGAUCUGAUCUUCCUGGAAGGCACACCGUGCAAAUGUUAAUUAUCAUGUUAGAUGAAGAGGCUGCCAGAGGAUAAAUUUGUUUUGCUGCAUGUUUAUACCUCGUUAUUUACCCUCAUAAAUACUUGCAUCUGU
Molecule: messenger RNA, 813 nt
Organism: Spea bombifrons (plains spadefoot toad)
Lineage: Eukaryota; Metazoa; Chordata; Amphibia; Anura; Pelobatidae
Gene: METTL23
Product: methyltransferase like 23
Exons: 5
Coding region: 21-755 (244 amino acids)
Cellular component (GO): cytoplasm; nucleus
Source: RefSeq, a predicted model, not a curated record